Messenger RNA from Dermatophagoides farinae (American house dust mite), 2313 nucleotides. RefSeq lists its product as uncharacterized. The record is from RefSeq and is a predicted model, not a curated record. Gene Ontology annotation, cellular component: nucleus. Lineage: Eukaryota; Metazoa; Arthropoda; Arachnida; Sarcoptiformes; Pyroglyphidae. Gene Ontology annotation, molecular function: RNA polymerase II cis-regulatory region sequence-specific DNA binding; DNA-binding transcription factor activity, RNA polymerase II-specific. Gene Ontology annotation, biological process: regulation of transcription by RNA polymerase II.
ACAAAAAACACGAAGAAUAAUUUUCAAAUUCUAAUUGAAUCUGAAUCUCUGAAUUGAAUUAUGUUGUUGUGAAUUUGAAAAUUCUAUAUUCGAUUUUUUUUUUCAUAGUGUUUGGCCAUGGUUGUUCGUCAUAUUUGAAUGAAUUUUUUUUUUUAAUCUCAUUCGAAUCUUUACACGAAACGGUGUAAGUGUGUAUUAUAUUCUCAUCAUCAUUCUAUAUCAUCAUCAUCGAAUUUUAUUUGUUCAAGCAAAAAAAAACCAUGGCUAAUGUAACGAAUAAGAUAAAUUUUCUUGAAUCAGAAAAUAAAUUACUAAUGGAUCAACAACAAAAUUAUAAAGAAUUAUGUAAAAUUCUAACACAAAGACAUGUGGAAAUAUUGAAAUAUUUAAAUCAUUUAAGGAAUAUGGUUGAGAAAAUGAUAUCAGUAUCGAAAGAAAAUGUACUAUAUGCAAAUUAUUAUACCGAAAAAUCAUCAUAUGAAACAAAUAUACUGAAAUAUGAUAAACAAAUUCAAUUUCUCACCGAAUCCAUUCAAUCAUCACAUACAAGAAUAUCAGAUAACGAAGGAAAUUUAUUCAAAGAACAUUUAAAAUUAUUAUCAACUUCAUUGGUUGAUUCAUCAUCGCCAAAAAAUACUGCACAAACAUUUCAACAAUUGGAAUCAUCGAACAUACAGAAUCAGCAGCAACAGCAGCAACAACAAUUGCAACCACAGCAGCAUACUGUUGUUGUUUAUCAUAGUGGUGAUUUUACAAAUGCACAGGAAAUUAUUAGUCAAGAAUAUUUUAAAAAAGAUUUAUCAACUGAAAUUAAAAUGAAUGAUGAUAGUGUCGGUGGUGGUGGUGGUGGUGGUGGUAGUAUAUUUGUUCCAAAAAUGGUAUUAGAAGAUUUAGAACAAUAUAAUCAUCAGAAUAACAAUAAUUCAACAUAUCCAAUUAUGGCCAAUAAUAAUACAGUGGCAAUAAUAACAACAACAACAGCAGCAGCAGCAGCAGCAACAACAACAACAACAAAUAAUAUCGCUGCCAAUAGUAAAAAAUUAGAAAUUUGUGAAUAUUGUGGUAAAUAUUUCAAUAAACAUUAUUUAGCAUCACAUAAACGUAGCCAUACUGGUGAUCGGCCAUAUAUUUGUUCAAUAAAUGGUUGUAAUAGGAAAUUUACACAAACAAGUUCUCGAAAUGUUCAUGAAAAACGUGUACAUAAUAAUAAUAAUAAUAAUGUCCAUCAGCAGCAACAAUUACAACAACAACAACAACAACAACAUGGAAAAUUAGAAUUCCGUUGUACAUAUUGUGAUGCUGGAUUUGAUAAUUUAACCGAUAUGCAAAAACAUGCUCAACAACAUCAAGCUUUAAUAAACAACAAUGUGGUUACACAACAACAACAACAACAACAACAAUUUGAUCAAAUUCCGGUGAUAACUGUGCCUAAUAUAAAAAUCAAUUCUAAUAAUAAUAAUAAUAAUAAUAAUGGCAUAAGUCAAACUGUCAAACGAACACGAAAAUCCGGUCUUAUUGUAACAACGAAUGGUCAGAAUAAUAAUGGAACAAAAAAAACAUCAACAACAUUACAAUCGAUUAAUCCAAAUGGUUAUAGACAUGUUUGUCAACAUUGUGGUAAAGCAUUUGCAUAUAAAGUGGCCAUGAAACAACAUAUGGCAUUACAUGGUCCGAAAAAUUUUCGUUGUACAUAUAAUGAUUGUAAUUAUGCAUCAUAUUGGAAACAUAAUCUAGCUUUGCAUAUAAGAAAACAUCAUCAACCAACAUCAACAUCAACAUCCACAUCAUCAUCAUCAUCAUCAUCAUUGGGAUUGACAACAACCACGACGACGACGGCGACACCAGUAACAACAUUAUCGACGACCAUAACAUCAUCAUCAUCAUCAUCAUCAAUGGCUACCAAUUUGGCUAAUUGAAUAAUUUUUUUUUCUAGUGGCAACUACAUUACUUUUUUGAUUCUCGUCUUUUUUUUGUUGUUGUUGUUGACAUUUUUUUUUAUUUAUAUCUUUCCAAUUUUUUUCAAUAUACAAAUACUUUUACUAAUCUGGCAAGCGAAAUCUACUAUCACAUGACUAUUUUUUAUUUCCAUUCAUUCAUUCAUUUCAUUUCAUUCAUGAUUUGAUCAUAACUAUCUCUCUCUCGCACACACACACACACACUCGAUGAUCACAUGAUUUUUUUUCGACAAUCUGCUUUGCUGAGAUUUACGUUUUUGUUACAUGUGAUGAUGGUUUGGUUGGUGGGUAUUUUUCUUUUUUUGCUUGAGAAAUUUUUGGUUAUUUGAAAAUUUGUGACCAGAUCUCAUCGGUUUUU